Messenger RNA from Drosophila novamexicana, 1152 nucleotides. RefSeq names its product phospholipase A1 member A. The record is from RefSeq and is a predicted model, not a curated record. The transcript has 2 exons. The coding region runs from base 1 to 1122 and encodes 373 amino acids. Gene Ontology annotation, molecular function: lipase activity. Lineage: Eukaryota; Metazoa; Arthropoda; Insecta; Diptera; Drosophilidae.
AUGCAACGGGUCACAGACAGACAACGCGCCCAGCUCUGGACAGGAUGGGGCUUGCAGCUAUGCCUAAUCUUUUUCUGCCAUACGCAACAGUUAGAAGCGUCCGCAAGCAUUGAUCGCAUACAAAAACACAAUCUGGAGCUGUUAACGCAGCAACUGAACCGCGGCUGGCGCGCUUUUUGCGAUGCGCCGGUCGAUGAGGGUGUGAUGGCGCUCUUUGAGGGCAUCAAUCCCAGCGAUGCGCGUCUGCAUGUCAUGACCAUCACCAAUCAGAGCGUCCAGCUGCCCAUUAAGUCUAUGCCAGAGCUGCGCGACUUCGAUAUCAAUCCGCAGCGCAAGACUCUAAUCUAUGUGAACGCCUUCCACACGGCCGAUAGCUAUUUCAGCGUUCAAGAACACUUGACGCUGCUGCAGACAACGCGUCGAGAUCUCAAUGUCAUUGUGGUGGACUUUGCCACACAUGUGGCCCAACUUUACUAUACAGUGCGUCAUCACCUCUCCGUGCAUGGCUACUCCAUAUACAAGCUGUUGAGCGCCCUGACGGAUGCCGGCAUUGCGGCGCAGGAUAUUACCCUGGCAGGGCACUCGGUGGGCGCCAAUAUAGCCGCAUUGGGCGCUGAUUUAUAUGCCAAGGGCAGUAAGCAGCAGGUGGGUCAACUGAUUGCCAUCGAUCCGGCCACCAUGUGUCGCACCACAGACAUUCUGGUCAGACAAGCGGUGGCGGGGCGCGUUGUGGUGUUGCACGGUGAGGGUGAUGUGUUUGGUGUUCGUGUGCCACUGGGUCAUGUGGAUAUCUAUCCCAAUGGCAUUGGCUACUUUCCGCGCAAGAAGCUGCAACCAGGCUGCGACAGCAAGAUCUGCAGUCAUAUGUAUCCGUUUGUGCUCUUCAUGGAGGCACUCAUCGAGGGCGUCAUGAUACCUGCCACCAAAUGCGAAAACUGGGGCAAGUUCAGGCAGGGCGACUGCAGUUUUGAGAACACACUUAACAUUGGCCUCAUCUACCCGAGCAAUGCCAAAGGUCUGUAUUUCUGUAUGACCCAACCGAAUCCACCUUUCACCUACAUGGAGCACGGUCUGCGGUAUCAGAUACGGCGGCCGGAGAUAUCAAAUGCGCUCAAAGCAUGAGUUGUAUGGAGUAAAAUUAGAAUAAUCUUG